CCGCUGAUUAACAAGCAAAGGACUGCUGGGCUACUCGCCAAGGCAUAACGCAAGUUCUGCUCCUACGUGUGUGUGAGCAGGCUAGGCGGUCGGGCCGAUCUCUCCAUGACAGCUCGCGGCCAUGCCUCCCGGAGCGCCGCCAACAGAAAGUUCCUCGAGGAAGACCUGGAGCAACAAGCACCGGUUCCAGAGGAGAACCCGCAUGGGCACAGACCGCGGGCCAGAGACUACCUAGAGCGGGCCCAUCUGGAGCUGAUGGACCCAGGGCAAGAUCCAGAGCUGGCCGAGCUGGGGCCACUACUGGGGGCAGCAUCCCCGGACACCAGCCCUCGAGGUGCGUCAGCGUUCCCUGAGGAGGAGGAAGGGGAGGAGGAAGACCCACACAUGAUAACACUACCGCUGCAGGCACACCAUGCCAUGGAGAAGAUGGAAGAGUUUGUGCACAAGGUGUGGGAGGGCCGCUGGCGUGUGAUCCCGUACCACCUGCUGCCCGAGUGGCUGAAGGAUAACGACUACCUCCUGCACGGGCACCGCCCCCCCCUGCCCUCAUUCAGGGCCUGCUUCGGGAGCAUCUUCAGGAUCCACACAGAGACCGGCAACAUCUGGACACAUCUGCUGGGUCUGAUCCUGUUCCUGUGUCUGGGCACGCUGACGAUGCUGCGGCCCAACGUGUACUUCAUGGCGCCCCUGCAGGAGAAGGUGGUGCUGGGCAUGUUCUUUCUGGGCGCCGUGCUCUGCCUCAGCUUCUCCUGGAUCUUCCACACCGUCUACUGCCACUCCGAGAAAGUCUCACGCACCUUCUCCAAGCUGGACUACUCGGGCAUUGCUCUGCUGAUCAUGGGGUCGUUCGUGCCGUGGCUGUACUACUCGUUCUACUGCUCCCCCCAGCCGCGGCUCAUCUACCUGUCUGUGGUGUGUGUGCUCGGGAUCGCCGCCAUCAUCGUGGCCCAGGGGGAACGCUUCGCCACGCCGGCGCACCGACCCACCAGAGCCGGUGUGUUCCUGGGUCUGGGUUUGAGCGGUAUCGUACCCACAGUGCACUUCACCAUAGUGGAGGGCUUCGUGAAGGCCACCACGGUGGGCCAGUUGGGCUGGUUCUACCUGAUGGGGGCCAUGUACAUCACCGGGGCCUGCCUGUACGCCGCACGGAUACCUGAGCGCUACUUCCCCGGCAAGUGUGACAUCUGGGUGAGUGAAACAUUAGAAUGUUAGAAAUGUAGGAAACUA
Molecule: messenger RNA, 1227 nt
Organism: Clupea harengus (Atlantic herring)
Lineage: Eukaryota; Metazoa; Chordata; Actinopteri; Clupeiformes; Clupeidae
Product: adiponectin receptor protein 1-like
Exons: 7
Coding region: 106-1212 (368 amino acids)
Biological process (GO): adiponectin-activated signaling pathway
Cellular component (GO): plasma membrane
Molecular function (GO): signaling receptor activity
Source: RefSeq, a predicted model, not a curated record